Molecule: messenger RNA, 2130 nt
Organism: Adineta steineri
Lineage: Eukaryota; Metazoa; Rotifera; Eurotatoria; Adinetida; Adinetidae
Source: the annotation of a GenBank genome assembly
AUGUCCAAUUGGUGGUGGUUAAGUAUUCUAUAUGCUUUAAUGUAUAUCAUUGCCAUAUUUGUUGGUCAAAGAUGGAUGAGAAAACAAAAUGAAAAAUUUGAAUUACGUGGAGCAUUAGUUCUUUGGAAUACUAUUCUUACUAUCUUCAGUUUUUGGGGUGCAUGUCGAAGCGUACCUGAAUUAAUUUAUACCUUAAAUCAUCAUGGAUUUGUAUAUUCAAUAUGUGAUCCGAGUUUUAAACAAGGAAUUACUGGACUUUGGGCUUGGUUAUUCAUGAUAUCGAAAUUUCCUGAAACAAUAGAUACAUUAUUUAUCGUAUUAAGACGACAACAACUUAUAUUUCUUCAUUGGUAUCAUCAUGCAUCAGUACUUGUCUAUUGUUUUUAUAGUUAUGCAUAUUUUGUCUCAACCGGUCGUUGGUUUGUAUCAAUGAAUUAUUGUGUUCAUACACUUAUGUAUGGUUAUUUUGCAUUACGAGCAGCUCGUAUUCGUCUUCCUCGAUUUUUUCAACAAUUUAUUACACUUCUUCAACUUAUUCAAAUGAUUAUUGGUUGUAUGAUCAAUAUUGCAGCAUAUUAUUACAAACAGCAAGGAUAUUCAUGUGCUGUUUCAUAUACUAAUAUUGAAAUAUCAUUAGCAAUUAUUAUAUCAAUAAUACUAUUUAUCGUAUAUAUUAAACUCAAAUAUUUUACAUUAUAUGGUUCGAUACCAGGCAAACCGCCUCAAUUUUUAUUAGGUAAUCUCUUACAAACAGGUUUCAUUUAUGGUAAAUAUCUUGGUGAUAUCGUUCGAGAAUUUCAAAUUAAAUAUGGUGAUACAUUUCAAUUCUUCGCAGGACCUAUUCAUAUGAUUUUUGUAUGUAAUCCUGAAGAUGUUCAACAUAUAUUUACUCAUCGACAUAUUUAUGAACAAGGCAAUUUAGAAGUAGAUCAUCAUCGAAUUCUUUUCAACGAUGCUCUCAUAUGUAAUAUAGGAGCAAAAUAUAAACGUCAUGCUAGUAUAAUUCUACCAUUAUUUCGUCGUGGAAAAAUUGUAAACAAUUUAGAUAUAAUUGUUGAUUGUACUGACAAAUUACUCGAUCAAUGGCGUUUAAAAAUUGAUAUGGAUCCUAAUCAUAUUCAUCUUAAUAUCGUAGAUCAAUGUCAAAAUUUAUCAUUAGCUAUUUUUGGUUUUAUUGGUUUUGAUUAUGAUUUACAAACAUUAGAAGAAUAUAGUACUAAUAAGAAGAAUAAACUUCGAUUAGCAUUAAGUGAUUUUUUAAAAAUAUUCUUAUUUACAAUUCCUGUACCAACAUUUCUAAGUAGAAUUUAUUUGAAAAUUAGUCCUCGAUAUCGGCAUGCAAUGAUUACUAUUAGUACUUAUUUAAAUCAAAUAAUACUACAAGAACAACGUAAAACACCAGAAGAAAUUGAUGAACGAAAAAGAACUAGUUUAAUUGCAUCUCUAAUUGGUUCUUUGCAACAAGAUGAAAAACUUGAAGCAAUAAAAUCGGAACAAGAAAAGAAAGGAUUAUCUCGAAGAGAAGUAAUCGAUGAAUUAUUACUUUUUCUUGUCGCUGGUUCUGAAACAACAGGAAGUGUACUUGCUUGGUUUAUUUACUUUAUGAGUAAAAAUCCUCGUGUACAAGCUAAGAUCAAAGCAGAACUUGCAGAUAAAACUCAAAAUGGUUUAACCAUUGAUCAAAUAGAUUCAUUGAUUUAUUUGGAUUAUGUAAUACAAGAAGUUUUACGAUUUAUUCCACCUGUUGUCGGUACAACUCGAACAUUAACUGCAGAUGAUCGAUUACCUACCAGUAGUAUUCAAUUAUAUAAGGGUGAUGAAGUAUUUAUUCCAUUGAAUGUUCUUAGUCGAGAUAAACGAUACUGGAAAAUUGACCCUGAUCUAUUCUAUCCAGAACGUUUUCAAAGUGAAGAUGCAAAUCAUCAUGCAUAUGUAUCAAUUCCUUUCGGCGGUGGUCAUCGACAAUGUAUUGGUCAAGAUUUAGCUCGUUUUGAAUUGAAAGUAAUAAUGACAAGAUUAAUGCAACGUGUAACAUUUGGUGAUGGAGGUGCUGAUGUGAAUGCAGGUGGUUAUGUUCAAAAAAUGACUGUUAUACCUAAACAUAUUGGUAUUACCAUAAAAUUUGAUUGA